Hippocampus comes (tiger tail seahorse) is the source of this 3229-nucleotide messenger RNA. It is a transcript of the gene ampd2b, whose product is annotated as adenosine monophosphate deaminase 2b. Gene Ontology annotation, cellular component: cytosol. NCBI's taxonomy places the organism in Eukaryota, Metazoa, Chordata, Actinopteri, Syngnathiformes, Syngnathidae. Gene Ontology annotation, molecular function: AMP deaminase activity. The coding region runs from base 67 to 2598 and encodes 843 amino acids. The transcript is spliced from 19 exons. Gene Ontology annotation, biological process: AMP metabolic process; IMP salvage. The record is from RefSeq and is a predicted model, not a curated record.
UCCAUCAAGGCUGCAGCAUCAACGCUGAUGUCUUCUUAAGGGCAGGACCAGAUUUUGUGCAGGGGGAUGCUCUGCAGCUUCACACCAACCAAUUUGGAAAUACCCAGCUCCCAAGAACAUCUGACUCAUUCGGUUCUCCUUUUUGCCCGUCCCCAAACAAGUGGAAGCACAGAAACCGGCAGCAUGUCCUCCAACGUGUCCUCCGGGGCAGCCAAAAGCAAGCCCCUUUCCCCUUUCAGGAAGCGCGGAAGCCUGCAGUACACAGCCAGUACGGUCGACCUCCGCGGUGCUCGCCACCUCCUCACUCCCCAGCAUUCCUUGCCUGGGAUCCCCGUUGCUUUAAAACAGUCCAUAGAUCUGCGCACGUCCAUGGACGGCAAGUACAAGGAAAUUGCUGAGGAACUGUUCUCACGCAGCCUGGCAGAUAGUGAGAUGCGAAGUGCUCCUUAUGAAUUCCCAGAGGACAGCCCCAUUGAACAGCUUGAGGAGAGACGCCAACGCCUGGAGCGGCAAAUCAGCCAGGAUGUCAAGUUUGAACCAGACAUCUUGCUGAGAGCCAAACAGGAGUUUAUGAAAACAGACAGUGCCACAGAUCUCGAAUACAUGAAGCAGCAGAACCAAGCGCCAGACCUGCUGGAGAGAGAGCUGCUCCCAGAAAGAGAGUACCAGCGAGUCACGAUCUCUGGAGAGGAGAAAUGCGGCGUUCCAUUCACGGACUUGUUGGAUGCUGCAAAGUGUGUGGUGAAAGCCCUGUUCAUAAGACAGAAGUAUAUGGGCCUAUCACUGCAGAGCUUCUGCAGGACCACCGCCCGAUACUUGCAAGAGCUAAGCGAGAGACCCCUCGACUUGACUAUCUAUGAGGAGGAACUCCAAGAGGCGACGGAGGCCACUGUCACAGCCGAUGCCACGGUGCACCCACCUGUUUCGGGAACGCACCCCUAUAAAAACAAGGACCCGACCUGCAUGCCCCCUGACAUGCGCUAUGGCUGCAAGAUGGUGGAUGGCGUCAUGCACGUGUACACAUCAACAGAGACGAUGGACAAGAGCACAGAGCUGGAGCUGCCAUAUCCGGACCUGCAGGAGUACAUCGCUGACAUGAACGUCAUGAUGGCCCUCAUCAUCAAUGGACCAGUGAAGUCCUUCUGCUACCGUCGCCUGCAAUAUCUAAGUUCCAAGUUCCAGAUGCACAUCCUCUUGAAUGAAAUGAAAGAAUUGGCAGCGCAGAAAAAAGUCCCGCAUCGAGACUUCUACAACAUCCGGAAGGUUGACACCCAUAUCCACGCCUCCUCCUGCAUGAACCAAAAGCACCUUUUGCGCUUUAUCAAAAGAGCCAUGAAGAAGUAUCCUCGGGAGAUCGUGCAUGUGGAGAGAGGGAAAGGUCAGACACUCAUGGAAGUAUUCGAGAGUAUGAACCUGACGGCUUUUGACCUCAGUGUGGACACUUUGGACAUGCAUGCGGACCGCAACACUUUCCAUCGGUUUGACAAGUUCAAUGCCAAAUACAAUCCCAUUGGCGAAUCCAUCUUGAGAGAGAUCUUCAUCAAAACGGACAAUCACGUCGAAGGGAAAUACUUUGGUCACAUUAUUAAGGAAGUGAUGGCCGACCUGGAGGAGAGCAAGUACCAGAACGUGGAGCUGAGGUUGUCCGUGUACGGACGCUCCAGAGACGAGUGGAACAAGCUUGCCAAGUGGGCCGUCAAACAUCAAGUCUACUCGGACAAUGUGCGCUGGCUUGUACAAAUGCCCAGACUUUUUGAUGUCUACCACAGCAAGAAGCAGCUGUCCAACUUCCAGGAGAUGCUGGAGAACAUUUUCCUGCCUCUUUUUGAAGUCACAAUCCACCCAGGCAAACAUCCGGAGCUGCACCUCUUCCUUCAGCAUGUUGUUGGUUUUGACAGUGUGGAUGAUGAGUCCAAGCCAGAGCAGCAUAUCUUCAACCUCGACAGCCCGCUGCCGGCCAGCUGGACGGAUGAGGACAAUCCGCCCUACUCCUACUACCUCUACUAUAUGUAUGCAAACAUGACCGUUCUGAAUCACCUGCGCAGGUCUGGUUUCAUGUUGUCAGAGAACAUCUCCCACGGGCUGCUGCUUCGGAAGGCUCCUGUGCUUCAAUAUCUGUACUAUUUGGCUCAGAUUGGCAUCGCCAUGUCUCCGCUCAGCAAUAACAGUCUGUUCCUUAGCUAUCAUCGUAAUCCUCUGCCAGAGUACCUCUCCAGAGGCCUCAUGGUCUCCCUGUCCACAGACGAUCCCUUGCAAUUUCACUUUACUAAGGAGCCCCUGAUGGAGGAGUACAGCAUUGCGGCUCAGGUGUGGAAGUUGAGCUCUUGUGACAUGUGUGAGCUGGCCAGAAACAGCGUGCUCAUGAGCGGAUUCUCUCAUAAGGUGAAGAGCUACUGGCUCGGGCCCGACUAUGUCAAAGAAGGCCAAGAGAGCAACGACAUCAGGCGCACUAACGUUCCGGACAUCCGCGUGGCGUAUCGCUACGAGACCAUGUGCGAGGAGCUCAAUUUGAUAACGCAAGCCAUUCGUACGGACGAGAUGGACACCAUUGAGGAGGAAGAGAGUCUGAGCAUGGCUGCCACCCAAGGAAAGCAAUGAACUCUCACCGUAGUUUCCCUGCAUCACAACUUUGGUACACACUUGUGUAAAAAUAAUUCAACGACUGUGGGAAAUUGAGAAAGGGCACAUACUGGGUUGCGUUUAGCUGGUUGUUUAUUUCCAUGAGUUGGUCAUUGUGACGUCUCCAAAUCUUUUUAGGUUAUUUUUAUAUUAUGUGUUGAUGGCCAUAUCUUGUCAGCUUUUCUGUACUGUUGUAAACCUCAGAAGCAACAUUCAAACCGUUAUAGACGUGACAUCUCAUUGCUGUUCAUUUGGUUAUUAUUCACUCUUCUCAGUGACAGUUUGAAAGAUGUCAUUGAUUGUCUCCAGCAACAAUGCAAGCGCCUGAAGAAUUCAUCCGUGUUCACUUGUGCUGCUCGUGUGAUGAAGCAUGCUGUGUCCUUGUAAACAGGUCAACCAUUGCCAAAGCCAUCAGUACAUUCAUUUUUUUGAGGAAAUGAAAGUCAGUUGAGAAACUUUUGUCGUGUCAUUCAAUGAGUUUUGGUCUUUGUGCAAAGUACAAGUUGUAUUUCAAGGGCAUGCUUGUCUUCUCCCAGGGUGUUCCUGUACUGUAUGUGAAAUUAAAGUUAAUGUUGCCUGUGUUGAUCUAUAAAUAAAUAUCCACACUUAA